GAGGAAUGCAGUGAACACUUGAGAAAUGGUGGUUUGGUAUCAUUUCCAACAGAGACAGUUUAUGGACUAGGGGCCAAUGCUUUGGAUGAAAAGGCUGUUUAUUCCAUUUUCAAAGCAAAAAAAAGACCGCUAACCGAUCCUGUUAUUGUACAUGUGUUAGAUGUAGAUCAAGCAAAAAAAUACAUUACCAUUGAGGAGAAUAGUCUCCAUAUGAGGCUAUAUGAACAUUUGGCAGCAACCUUCUGGCCGGGUCCACUCACACUUGUCAGCAAAUCUAAUGAACAAGUAAUACCAGAUUGUGUGACCGCUAGUACAGGAUUUGUUGGUAUUAGAGUUCCUGCUCAUCCAAUAAUUCGUAAAUUAUUAGAGCAUUGCAAAUUACCAAUCAGUGCUCCAUCAGCAAAUAGAUUUGGUCACAUUUCUCCAACAAGAGCUUCACAUGUGAUGGAGGAUUUAGGAUUAUAUGGAAAAGAUGAAAUUGAUAAUGAAAACGUAUUCAGAAUUCUUGUUUUGGAAGAGGAAAAUAAUUCUGAAAGUAAAACAGAAUGUAGUGUUGGUAUUGAAAGUACAGUGGCAAAAAUUUCAGAACUUGAAGACAAGUCAUUAAAAAUUGAAGUGUUACGAAGAGGAGGAAUUUCACUUGAACAAUUAAAAAAGAGUGUACAAGAAUUUAUUUUGGAAGAAAGCAACACUCGUGGUACAAUUCCUGAAGUUAAAGUGGAGGCUCGUCAUCAAACAUACAGUGUAAAAAUGAAUGAUAACACUGCUCAAAUUGCUCCUGGUCAAUUGAUUACUCAUUAUGCUCCAUAUGUACCUGCAUUUAUUUUGGAUAGUCAAACAAGUGUAAAUUGUGCUGCAUCAGAAAAAACAACUCGUGUAUCCAUUGAAGAUUCUAUAUUGGUUGAUUUUGGAGGAAAGCUCAACCAUUUAAGUUCUCAUUGUAUGCACUACAUUGAUUUGUCACCUUCUAGUGAUAUUAAUAUUGCUAGAAAUAAGGUGUUUCAGGUUUUGAGAGAUUGUGAAAAAAUUGAAAACGCUAAAGCUAUUUUACUUCCAAAUUUAUUGAACGUUGAUAUUGAACAUGCAGACUCACUUUUUGAUAGACUUUUUAGAGCUGCCAGUGGAACAUUCGCUUCUAUU
Messenger RNA from Naegleria gruberi, 1140 nucleotides. RefSeq lists its product as uncharacterized. Gene Ontology annotation, cellular component: cytoplasm. The annotation marks the transcript as partial. Gene Ontology annotation, biological process: regulation of translational fidelity. Lineage: Eukaryota; Heterolobosea; Eutetramitea; Acrasida; Naegleriidae. The transcript has a single exon. Gene Ontology annotation, molecular function: double-stranded RNA binding; tRNA binding; nucleotidyltransferase activity. The record is from RefSeq and is a predicted model, not a curated record.